AUGGCUCAUGUCAUCACCUACAUGCAGACCGCCAACGCCUCCUUCGACGCCUCCUCCUCCGCCUCCUUCGACGCUUCCUUCACUGACGACUGGCUCAAAGCCGCCACCACAACCAGAAUACUGCAAGCGCGUAUCUCCUGGACCUACCUCGACAGGUUCAACAUGCCAUCGCGGCACUUUGCUAGCGAUCCAUCCAUGCGACGCUCUGCCCUCGCCUUCACCACCACGACCUGCGAAGGAGCUCCGGAAGCCCACCAGCCCGAUAUAAAGAACGGUACCAUCUCUGAAGACAUGGGAAAGACUCUCAAGUACUAA
Messenger RNA from Clonostachys rhizophaga, 315 nucleotides. Lineage: Eukaryota; Fungi; Ascomycota; Sordariomycetes; Hypocreales; Bionectriaceae. The record is from the annotation of a GenBank genome assembly.